Molecule: messenger RNA, 1171 nt
Organism: Patiria miniata (bat star)
Lineage: Eukaryota; Metazoa; Echinodermata; Asteroidea; Valvatida; Asterinidae
Product: glu S.griseus protease inhibitor-like
Exons: 3
Coding region: 244-543 (99 amino acids)
Biological process (GO): response to wounding
Molecular function (GO): serine-type endopeptidase inhibitor activity
Source: RefSeq, a predicted model, not a curated record
UUGUCUUGUUGAAAAGUGGUGACUAUAGUGUUUAUUAUUCUGAAUGUUGGGGUGGUACGGGGUGAACUUUCGCUUGCCAGCUGCAUCCAUACCCAUUGAGGCUUGCACAACCGAGUGACAUAAAGACCGUGCGCAUCGCUCACCUGCAUACAUUCUGUCCAAAACCUCUCUGCCUUCCACCUCGUGUUUUUUCUCCUUCAUUUUUCGUGAUCAAUUUUGACUCGGUUGCAACUUGGGCCCGGCAUGAUGGCAGGGAAAUCGACGUUGAUGUUCUGCUGCACCCUGGUUUUGCUGGCAGUUCUCGUGGCUGAGGGUUGUCGUCAGGAAGGGGGGAUCAGCAAGCGGUCACGGAAAGAAAGAUGGCCAGAACUCGUUGGCCAGACAGGACAGAGGGCCAAGACGGUCAUUGAGAGAGAGGACCCAACUCUGCAGGUGGAGAUUGUCCCGUACGGCCAGGUCGUCACUGCUGAUUACAAUACCAAUCGGGUUCGAAUCUUUCUCGAUCGUGAAAGAAGAGUCGCCGCACCUCCCACGAUUGGCUGAUUUGGGGAGGAAGAAUUCCAACCUCUCACUCAUCACUAUAAAGCCGUUUUCAUCUUUUUUCCCCAAAGAUUAUAUCAAACCUUAUGUAUGUAUUAGUUUAACCUCAUACUGUUUGAAAAGUCACAGACAGUCAAAAACUUCAUCCAGUUCCCCUGCCAUGCCUUUAUACACAGGCUAGCCACACCAACAGUCAGAUCAUAAUUAUUCGAAGCAAGCACUGUACUAGUCAAAUUCAGUCAACAGAUAAAGCAGGCAACUGGUAGGCACAACUGGCUUAUAAAUCACACACAGUCAAAGCAUAGCUGUGUCAAGUUACAUAAACUAUCUCUCACAGUCAAAUUUCCGCACGAAUUUUCCCGACGCGUUUCGUCGCUUCCGAACAAUCGCAUUACGUAUAGACAGGGAGCACUAAUAACCGUUAAAAACAGUCACUUGACUUAUUUUCACUGAAAGGACAACUUUUCAUAAUUAUAUAGGAAAAGCUCUCUUUUUUCGGAACAAAUGUGUUACUUUCUGUGUUUUAAUAUUCAUAUUCACAUACCCAUUGUCAUGAGUGAGUAAAAGCUACGUCGAUUGUAAGAUGAUUUGUUUGAAUAGUAAAUUGCUAUAAUGCCUAUCACAACAGUGA